AUGGCGACACGAUCCUUUUUUAAAAAGCCAACAUUGGCAGGCCAACGGGGGGACCCAACAACUGAGUUUUACCGGCGGUCAGAACAAACAUACUCCGAUAUUGUUGCGGCAAAUCGGGAGGCGCGCAAGAAACAGAAGGAUGCGCCUGAAUCUCCUACGAAUAAGACCAUUGAUACUGCUCGGAUAUCCAAGCGGCGUUGCAUUUCAACAGAAAAUAACGAACAGCAGGGGAAGGCUAUUGACGUCGAAUCGCCUCAGGUCACCGAAACUGGCGAACCGAGGGAAGAACAGGAUGUCCCUUCCAAUUCCACACCGGAGACCUCUAGCAACCCAGACAUUGUUAAAUCUGAUCAAGAAACGCGAAUAACAGACUAUCCCCCAACUCCAACGAUGGACUUGAACAGGCAUGAUACCAACACGAACGACUUCCGAUCUCAUGCGAAGUUACCUACAAUUGCAGACACUCCCAACCAUUCAUCACCCUCCUCCAUGGAUGAUCCGACCGUGCAGAUUCUCAUAACAUCCGAUAUACCUAAUACGAAGCCAUUACUCGUCCACCGGAAGAUGUCUCAGGGACUACGAGAGGUUCGUUUGGCAUGGUGUAAACGACAGGAAUUCUCAUCAGAAGAAACAUCAUGCGUCCAUCUCACCUGGAAGGGCCGGAGGGUAUUCGAUGUUACCACUUGUAGAAGCCUGGGCAUCAAAACGGACAGGAAGCCCGCCCCGAACUUAGUUGAUGAUGACUUGACUACAGGGCCAUCUGAGCUGCGUAUUCACAUGGAGGCAGCCACCAAUGAACCUCUUUUGCUCAAGCGACCUGGCUCUUCCCCAGAUAUCGCUCAGUCACUUCCAGUCCCACAGGAUGUGCGAAAUGAGCAACCCGAAUCGAUGAAAUUAGUUCUGAAGACUCCUGGACUCAAAGAUUUCCGGAUUAAAGCGAGGCCAACGACCUUGGUAUCGAAGCUGAUUUCAGCAUUUCGAGGGCACCAGAACAUUCCUGCAGCUCAAAACAUUGUCCUUCUAUUCGAUGGUGAUCGGUUGGACCCUGACGCGUGCCUCGAAGACUAUGAGGUCGCGGAUCUAGAUAUGGUGGAGGUUCAAAUCAACCCUCGCAUCUCCAGCUAG
Messenger RNA from Penicillium macrosclerotiorum, 1125 nucleotides. Its product is annotated as small ubiquitin-related modifier domain-containing protein. The record is from RefSeq and is a predicted model, not a curated record. The coding region runs from base 1 to 1125 and encodes 374 amino acids. The transcript has 2 exons. Gene Ontology annotation, molecular function: protein binding. Lineage: Eukaryota; Fungi; Ascomycota; Eurotiomycetes; Eurotiales; Aspergillaceae.